CGAGAAAGUGGCCCAUCGCAGUUCUGGUUCACCACUUGUUUGUUGCUCUUACAACGAACGACAGAGGAUUCAUUCUCAAUUCAUCUUAGCCCCUAAGUAUCUCGAUUUAUUGCCCAGUAUGGCUGACGAAGACUCUUUCCUGCAUCUCUCCAGGCCGCUGGGUCCUGCUGCCGUUGGCGCACAACCAACAACGGCUCCUCUUCGAGUCGUGAUACAACCACAGGCUCUCUUCUCGAUCCUCGACCAUUGUACUCGCCGACCGCCAGACCAACAAAGAGUCAUUGGCACCCUUCUCGGAACUCGAUCGGAUGCAGACGAAUCCCAAGUCGUUGUACACUCUUCAUUCGCAGUCAGCCACACCGAGACGACAGAUCAGGUCGAAGUCGAUAUGGAAUAUCAAAAAGCCAUGCUAGCAUUACAUCUACGAGCAAAUCCUAAGGAGGUCUUGGUUGGCUGGUAUGCCACGAGUUCUGAGUUGAACACAUUUUCAGCUUUGAUCCAAAACCACUACAGCAGCCAAGGAGAAGGCACAUUCCCAUAUCCUGCAGUUCACAUCACAGUCUCGAGUCAGCCCGGUCAAGAUGUGGAAGUACGAACGUAUAUUUCCUCGGCUGUUGGCGUCAGCCCAGAGAGAGCCGCCGAUUCUGCCGCAUUCAUUCCCGUGCCAUACGCAGUCAACUACACCGAGCCUGAUCACGCUGGUGUUGAGGCGCUCGCAUUGGCCAAAGAUUCAGAAACAAGGACGGCGACAGUUUUGACAGACAUUGAAAACCUGGAACGCGCGUUGGAGGACACGGUGGGCAUGUUGGAUCGGGUCGCCAAGUAUGUGGAGAAUGUGAUUGAAGAGGAGGAGGAGCCAUCGACCGCCCUGGGACAAUUUCUGCUCAACACCCUUGCGCUGGCGCCGAAGGUCGAACCUGCGGAUAUCGAGAAAGACUUCAACAACCACAUCCAAGACGUGUUGACGGUGUCCUACCUUGCCAACAUGAUCCGCACACAAAUGGAUUUGUCCAACCGGCUAGCAACGGCACAGUUGACCAUGGGUGGCGGUGAGGCUGGCACGGCGGACAAGGGCCAAAGACAGAAUAGACAGGGAGGUCAGACGAGACAGAACCGGGCAGAGAGCUUGUCAGUGUCGAACAUGUGAAGUAGAGGAUUAAGGGGUAUUAUGCUUGAUAUCUGAACCUUCCAUCUCGGAAGGUAUGAAGCAUGAUUGCAUAUGUCUGGCUCAUGGCUGCUUUUGAUUGCUGCGCCUGACCGAGCAGAAGCCAGGAGAAAAGGCGUCCGGAGUUGUCAAAAGUGUAUUCGACUUGGUCGAGGUGUGACUGAACGAUAUUGCCGGCGCAGCAACAGGACUAUCGCUGAAGGAAGGUCUGGUGCGCCGCCGUAAAACACUUGACGAGCAUGAUGCUCUAGACAGGGUGUGCUGCCAUAGAUAAAGGGCAUAUCCCUAUGCCGAAGAAUCGAUCACGACUGUCAUAAGCG
This is a messenger RNA of Exophiala xenobiotica, 1485 nucleotides long. RefSeq names its product eukaryotic translation initiation factor 3 subunit F. The transcript is spliced from 2 exons. Bases 119 to 1147 code for a protein of 342 amino acids. Gene Ontology annotation, cellular component: eukaryotic translation initiation factor 3 complex, eIF3m. NCBI's taxonomy places the organism in Eukaryota, Fungi, Ascomycota, Eurotiomycetes, Chaetothyriales, Herpotrichiellaceae. Gene Ontology annotation, molecular function: translation initiation factor binding; metallopeptidase activity; translation initiation factor activity. Gene Ontology annotation, biological process: translational initiation. The record is from RefSeq and is a predicted model, not a curated record.